This is a messenger RNA of Bursaphelenchus okinawaensis, 2420 nucleotides long. The record is from the annotation of a GenBank genome assembly. Lineage: Eukaryota; Metazoa; Nematoda; Chromadorea; Rhabditida; Aphelenchoididae.
AUGCACAAGAUAUACGACGAACUCACGGCCGCCAUCGUUCUUCGCACCGUUCCCAACAACCUGACCGAGCUGUUCAAUGAUGUGAAGCCGUCGAUUAAGAAGUACACGCCUUCAUUCGGGUACAACUUCCAAAUGACGUUGGUGUUUGGAUGGGUGUCGUUCGUGCUGUUGAGCACGUUCUGGAAGCCUAUGAAGUUCCGUGCUGUGAACCUAAAACAAGCGUUUAAUGGUCUGAUGAGCUCGCGAGGUAGUCGACUCGACUUUCUGGACGUGUUUCGAGUUGUGGCUAUUGUUUGGGUGAUGGCAAAUCAUUUGGGGAGUGAGGGCAGGGUGGAUAUUUUGGAAAGAAAGUCAAGCGCCGAAGAGUUUAAGGUGGGUACUAUAAUAUAGUUCAUUUCAUAAGGUUACACUUUAAAUUUUAAAACAAAAAUAGGCUUACAUUUAAGUAAAAAGACCUGUUUUACUAUUUCAAUCAUCUUUUUUUUUAAAGUCAGUUUAAAACCAUUAAAAACGGCCGAAUAAAAAGUGGAAGAUUUCCAAUGUAAAUUGCAUUAAAAAUCUUCCACGCGCUUUUCUCUUGAAUUUAGUGAAAUUUUAAAGCAUUUUUGAUUGUAAAUGGAAAGUCUUGUCAUUUUAUGGUCUGUAAAGAAAGUUUUUACCAUUUUAUGUUUUGUAAAGAAAGUUCUUGCCAUUUUUUGUUUUGUAAAGAAAGUUCUUGCCAUUUUUUGUUUUGUAAAGAAAGUUCUUGCUAUUUUACCUAAAAUUAAAAAAAAAACUUUUUUGUUACUUAAAAAUAAUAAAACAUGAAUUUUUGUUACCUAAAAUAGUGAUAGCAGCUUUGAUAGAACAAUGAAAGCUAAUCUUAGUCCAUUUCAGAGCUCAGUUCACAACCACCCGAUCCUCGGCGCCCUUCUAGGCAACUCAGCCUUAGGCGUGGAGAUCUUCCUCGUCUUAUCAGGCCUUUUGGCCGCCAGAUCAUGGCACCGUCAAUCAGAAACGCCCUUCCUUCACCAUUCAUUCGUAUUCCUGAUCAAACGAAUCCUCAGACUGCUACCAGUGAUUGCCGUCUUUGUGGGCUUGGCUGCCGGUCCAGUCAUGAGUAGACUGAUGCCACGGUUCCAUGAUACCAUGAUAAGUGAAUGUGGAGUCAAGGGAAUCAUGUCUCACUUGACAUUGACCUCGAAUUGGCAAGAAACGCCAACUUGUUUGGGCUAUUUAUGGUGAGUUUCGGGGUGGAAAGAAAGUUUUUGCGGUUUUUUGUGAGAUCUAGAUAAAAUUUUGGGUAUUUUUUGACCUGUAAAGAAAGUUAUUGCUAUUUUUGGUACUUUUUAAAUUUUUUGUGUUAUUUUGAUUACUGGAAAGAAAGUUAUUGCGCUUUUUGUUUUGUAAAGGAAGUUUUUGUCAUUUUAUGAUUUGUAAAGAAAGUUCUUGCCAUUUUUGUCAGUUUUCAAAUGUAUUUUAAUAUUCUGAUUACUGGAAAGAAAGUUCUUGCGCUUUUUGUUUUGUAAACAAAGUUCUUGCAAUUUUUUGAUUUUUAGGUAAUAACUGUGCCAUUUUUUGAGUUAUACAGUAACUCUAUGACAUAUCUGACACUUUCCAACUAUAUUUUGUCAUUUUUCUUUAUAGCAUCAAUAAGUUUUGUCAUUUUCAGGUACGUCGGCCUCGAUAUGCAGCUCUAUUUAAUGGCUCCAGUACUGCUCCAACUCCUCUACCGUGCACCAAAACUGGCCUUAAGCACUAUCUUGGUACUGAUCAUUGGUUCCGCCGCCCAACGUGCCAACAUUUGUACCAGCUUUGGUGUUUGCAACAAAAGCGAUGUUGACAUACCAUUCAUCUCGUUCCCGGGCCAGGAUCCGGCUACAGUACGUCAAGUUUACGCCGGAUUGUGGGAAAUGUACGGUAGACCAUGUACCAAGGCCGGGCCUUUUUUGAUUGGACUAGUACUUGGCUUUGGUACCACCAAAUUGGAGCUCCAACUGAGGAAUGGUGUAGCCAACAGAAUCGCGGCUACUGGAAUCUCAGCUGCCAUCAUGGUGAUCUACGCUAUCCUGCCCGAAUACUGGUACCCAGACGCCGGUACCACAUUGUACAACACGCUAUACACGGCCUUGUUUAGGACCGUCUUUGGUGCUGCUGUGUCAUGCACAAUAUUCGCCUUGUUUUACAGCGAAAAACCGACCAAAGUAGCCAAGUUCUGGACUGUCCUAGCCAAACUGACCUUCAACGUUUACCUCUGGCACAUGCCUAUGGUGUACUUGUUCAACUUUGUACCAUUCUUCCAAACUGCGACUUCGGCCAUGGUACUAGUGGCCCUAUUACCGGUACUUGCCUGCCUUUCGUUUCUGGCCGCUUUUCUGUUUUAUUUGUUUGUCGAGGACCCGAUUGCCAGAAUCUCUGGCCAAGUCUUGCAAAAAUUGUAA